AUGUCUAAGGCACACACAGCAGGGACCUGCCAGGACGCCAAGCUCAAGAAGCCGUUUUUUGACUACGCUAGCAUGUCGCAGGGGGGCUGCCGUGCAGGCUGGGCCAGCGAGGCUUCGCCACGCCUCGAAUUCGACAACAUUGUAGCAAAAUACCGCAACCGCAAAGUAAGCUCAGGCGCGCUUCUCCUGGUUGGCGACGAUGUACAUACUGAUGCCAUGGCCAAGUCCAGUAUCCGCAGCGGAUUCGACAACGGCGUGCUGACAAACUUUGACGUCAUGGAAAAUGUCCUCGACUAUAUAUUCACUCUGCUGGGCUGCACCGACGACCGCGUAGCCCAGCCCAUCGUCAUGACCGAGACCGUAUGCACACCAUAUAGCUCCAGACGCCACAUGUCAGAGCUGUUGUUUGAGUGCUAUAGUGUGCCGAGCGUCACCUAUGGCGUGGAUGCAGCGUGGAGCUACUACCAGAAUGCUGGGACACUCAAUGAUGAUGCGCUGAUCAUCGACACAGGCAAUGUUGCGUCGCAUGUCAUCCCGCUUUAUGAUGCGCGGAUCCACACUAACCACACGAAGCGCCUGAACUUGGGCGGCCAGGCAAUGGACGAGCACCUUCUCAAAUUGCUGCAACUAAAGUACCCGACGUUCCCGAUGAAGAUCACCGAGUGGCAGGCACACCAGCUCAUUGACAGGUUUGCCUAUGUGGCUGACGACUACGACCGGGAGCUUGCCGGCUUCCUGUCCCCCGACUUUUUGAAAGAGCACGAUCAGAUCGUACAGUUCCCGUUCCCGAUUCCUGCGCUUGAUGAGCGCACUGCGGAGGAGAUUGAGCUGCGGCGCGAGCAACGACGCCAACAGAUGAAGAAAAUGCAGGAGAACCUGGCACGUAAGCGCCAGGAGAAGGUUGAGCAGCGUGAGCAGGAGUUGCAGUCACUAACAGCUUUGCGCGAAAGCAAGUCCGAACUGGAGACCGGCGAGUUUGUCAUGCAGCUGAAGGAUGCUGGGCUAGCCAACGAGCAGGAGCUUGAUGCUGCAAUUGAUGACGCGCAGAACUUUCCUGAGGACAGGCAGCCGCCGACGUUCCCGCUGCUAGAGAUCCCCGACGAGGAACUCACCGAUGAGCAGAAACAGGAGAAGCUGAAGCAGAAGCAGCAAAAGGCGCUAAAAGCGCGGAUGGAGCAGGAGGAGCUUGAGCGCCAGGACGACGAGCUGCGUACCAACCACUUUGACCAGUGGCUGGAAGACAAAGAUCGCCAGGCGCAACCAGAUCCUAGCUGCACGACCGGCGGAGUCCACGCGUCACAGCAGCGUAUGCGGUCAAUCGCCGAUCUUGCCGCCAACGAAUCCACCGCCACAGGUAAUAAGCGUCGGCGGCGCGGCGAUCAGGACGACGAUUUCGGCGCCGAAGACGAUGAUUGGAACGUCUACAGGGACAUCAGCAAAGAGGACGACGACGAAGAAGAGGAGGCGGAUUUGGAGGAGCUCGAGAAAAACAACAAGGUUCUGGAGCAGCAUGCGCUGUUCUACCUGGAAGCGCUGGACCGCGAUGCUCGGGCCAAGAUUGAGAAUACAACAAUUUACCGGUUCACCGAGGGCUGCUUACCGGCAAUCUUGGAGAAGCCCGCCGCACCGCAAACUAUUGAUAAUGCGGCGAUUGUUGCCAGGGCAGCGCGCGAGUACCAGCUGCACCUGAAUGUGGAGCGGAUCCGUGUGCCCGAGGUGCUGUUCAGACCAAGCCUUGUCGGGCUGGACCAGGCUGGGCUGCUCGAGACCAUCGACGGCGUCCUGAGGCAAACAGUCCGUGGCCCUGGGCUCGUGAAGAAUGUGUUUGUCACCGGUGGUGGGUUCUCCAAGGUGCCUGGGCUGCUGGAGCGGCUACGCAGGGACAUCGUGGGCAUUGUUCCGGUUGGCACGCAGGUCAGUGUCAAGGGCGCUGCUGACCCGGUGCUGGAUGCUUGGCGUGGGGCUGCAAAGUGGAGCACGACUGAGACCAGUACGUUCAAGCAGAGCUGCAUUACACGCGAGGACUACAUGGAGUUUGGCGGCGACUACCUCAAAGAGCAUGCAGCGAGCAACCGCUAUUUCAGGUGCUAG
Messenger RNA from Linderina pennispora, 2091 nucleotides. RefSeq names its product actin-like ATPase domain-containing protein. Gene Ontology annotation, cellular component: Ino80 complex; cytoplasm. The record is from RefSeq and is a predicted model, not a curated record. NCBI's taxonomy places the organism in Eukaryota, Fungi, Kickxellomycota, Kickxellomycetes, Kickxellales, Kickxellaceae. Gene Ontology annotation, biological process: regulation of DNA-templated transcription. The transcript is spliced from 6 exons. The coding region runs from base 1 to 2091 and encodes 696 amino acids.